UUAUUCUUACAUGUCGACCGACUUUACGCCCUUCAAAUUGCAGCCCCCCUAUCUCUCUCUCUCUAAAAACGCCCCCACAUUUCCAAAUACCCUCUCCCUCUCCCUCUCCCUCUCCCUCUCCCUCUCUAAAAUAACGGCGGAAUUACGAAAAAUUUGACGUCAAUGGCGCAGAAGACAGGGCAGGAGGAGACGGAGUUCAAGGUCGUACCUGAGAACAUCGCGCUCUGCGUCAAAUGCGGCGUGGCGGGGAAUUCUGCCGCGAAUAAUUUAUGCCAGAAAUGCUUCAGCACGCCUGCAGAGGCUUCCAUCUCCGCAGCCGCGGUCCCUGCGCCGGCGUCGGGCGUGGCGAAGCCGAAAAUCCGUGUUUUCGGAGAGAGAUCCAUCAGAUCCAGCUCGACCGCGAGGUCAUCUCCGCAUAGGAUACUGAAGCUCCUCGAGACGAGCGCAGAUCUGAAGGAGGAUCGGGCGGGGGCGAAGACAGGAGUGAACCGGUGCUCCGGCUGCAGCCGGAGAGUCGGUUUGACCGGGUUCAGGUGCCGGUGCGGCGAGCUUUUCUGCGCCGAUCAUCGGUACUCCGAUCGCCACGACUGCAGCUAUGACUACAAAACCGCCGGACGUGAGGCGAUCGCGAGGGAGAAUCCGUUGGUCAGAGCCGCGAAGAUAGUCAAAAUUUGAAGCUGAAAAGCAUGGAAUAGGAGACAUAUAUGCGCAAUGAACAAUCAGGGAAGGGUUCUUCGUCUCAUGAAGAAAUCGAGUGUGGAAAUACUAGGAGAUCGUUGCUCGAUCUUUGUGUUAUUUCUGCAUUUCACUUCUCGCUGAGACGACGGCUCUCGUUGCCCCGGGAUGGAACUGUGGAUGAGAGGAUGCAGAGGCUUAAGCGACGUUGAUUUUAUUUUAUUUUAUUUUAUUUUAUUUUAUUUUAUUUUAUUUUUUUCCUUUUUAUUUCAUUUGUUAGUAGUAGUACAAUAUAAAAGAGAGUUUAUAUUAUUGUGGCAAAAUUGCUAGAUAUGGAGUAUUUAAAUAUUUAA
Salvia splendens (bonfire salvia) is the source of this 1028-nucleotide messenger RNA. RefSeq names its product zinc finger A20 and AN1 domain-containing stress-associated protein 5. Gene Ontology annotation, biological process: protein ubiquitination. The record is from RefSeq and is a predicted model, not a curated record. Gene Ontology annotation, molecular function: zinc ion binding; ubiquitin-protein transferase activity. NCBI's taxonomy places the organism in Eukaryota, Viridiplantae, Streptophyta, Magnoliopsida, Lamiales, Lamiaceae. Bases 163 to 675 code for a protein of 170 amino acids. The transcript has a single exon.